Ochotona curzoniae (black-lipped pika) is the source of this 3457-nucleotide messenger RNA. RefSeq names its product sperm antigen with calponin homology and coiled-coil domains 1 like (gene SPECC1L). The record is from RefSeq and is a predicted model, not a curated record. The transcript is spliced from 15 exons. Gene Ontology annotation, biological process: actin cytoskeleton organization. NCBI's taxonomy places the organism in Eukaryota, Metazoa, Chordata, Mammalia, Lagomorpha, Ochotonidae. Bases 46 to 3402 code for a protein of 1118 amino acids. Gene Ontology annotation, molecular function: protein binding. Gene Ontology annotation, cellular component: microtubule organizing center; filamentous actin.
UUCUGCAGAUUUGCUUGUCAAUGCAUCACGAAGAGGCAGCCCAGAAUGAAGAAAGCAAGCAGGAGUGUCGGCUCAGCGCCUAAAGUGUCUGGGGUCAGCAAAACGCAAACCGUAGAAAAGGUCAAACCGGAAAACAACUCCUCGGCACCUGCUGGAGGCAAGCUUGUCAAACCUGGCACAGCAGCAGCCCUGUCCAAGACCAAGAGCAAUGAUGACCUUUUAGCUGGGAUGACUGGUGGGAUAACUGUGACUAAUGGUGUCAAAGGAAAAAAGAGCACCUGUCCCUCUGCAGCAGCCCCAGUGUCCGUCCCGGCCAUGACCACCGUGGAGACCAAGUCCAAGAGCAGCUCAGGCACGAGUUCUUCAACCAAGCGGAGCACUUCGACAGGAACUAAGGAAUCCGGUUCUGCCAGAGAGAGGUUACGGGAACGCACCCGCCUCAGCCAGAGCAAGAAGCUGCCGUCGGCAGGUCAGGGGGCUCCCGAGGCGGUGCUGGGCAAACGCUCCCGCAGCCGCACCACUGCGGAAUGCGACGUGCGCAUGAGCAAGUCCAAGUCGGACAAUCAGAUCAGCGACAAAGCCGCCCUGGAAGCCAAAGUCAAGGAUCUCCUCACGUUGGCCAAGACCAAAGAUGUGGAGAUUCUGCAUCUGAGAAAUGAACUCCGCGACAUGCGCGCACAGCUGGGUAUCCAGGACGACCAUGGCGAGGGUGAUGAAAAAUCAACAGAGAAGGAGACCGUCGUCACUCACCCAUCCACUGAUGUGGAGUCCACCUUGCUGCAGUUGCAGGAACAAAACGCUGCCAUUCGUGAGGAGCUCAACCAGCUGAAAAAUGAAAACCGAAUGCUGAAGGACAGGCUGAACGCGUUGGGCUUUUCCCUUGAGCAGCGCAUGGACCAUUCAGAGAAGUUGUUCAGUUACCAGUCCCUGAGCCCCGAGAUUGCUGCGGGCAGCCAGAGUGAUGGCGGGGGGACCUUGACCUCCUCAGUGGAAGGCUCUGCCCCCGGAUCAGUGGAGGACCUUCUGAGUCAGGAUGAAAACACGCUCAUGGACCACCAGCACAGCAACUCCCUGGACAACCUGGACAGCGAGUGCAGCGAGGUCUACCAGCCGCUCACGUCGAGUGAUGACGCACUAGAUGCCCCGUCGUCCUCGGAGUCGGAGGGCCUCCCCAGCAUGGAGCGCUCUCGCAAGGGGAGCAGCGGCAAUGCCAGCGAGGUGUCCGUGGCCUGCUUGACGGAGCGCAUCCACCAGAUGGAGGAGAACCAGCACAGCACGAGUGAGGAGCUGCAGGCCACGCUGCAGGAGCUGGCUGACCUGCAGCAGAUCACCCAGGAGCUGAACAGCGAGAACGAGAGGCUCGGGGAAGAGAAGGUCAUCCUGAUGGAGUCCCUGUGCCAGCAAAGCGACAAGCUGGAGCACUUUGGCCGCCAGAUCGAGUACUUCCGCUCCCUUCUCGAUGAGCAUCACAUCUCCUACGUCAUAGACGAGGACGUGAAAAGCGGGCGCUACAUGGAGCUUGAGCAACGCUACAUGGACCUGGCAGAGAAUGCCCGCUUCGAGCGGGAGCAGCUGCUUGGCGUCCAGCAGCAUUUAAGCAACACCUUGAAAAUGGCGGAGCAGGACAACAAGGAGGCCCAGGAGAUGAUAGGUGCGCUCAAGGAGCGCAGCCACCACAUGGAGCGCAUCAUCGAGUCCGAGCAGAAGGGCAAGGCGGCCCUGGCAGCCACCCUGGAGGAGUACAAAGCCACGGUGGCCAGCGACCAGAUUGAGGUGAACCGCCUGAAGGCCCAGCUGGAGAACGAAAAGCAGAAGGUGGCGGAGCUGUAUUCCAUCCAUAACUCCGGAGACAAGACUGACAUUCAGGAUCUGCUGGAGAGCGUGAGGCUGGACAAGGAAAAAGCAGAGACUCUGGCGAGCAGCCUGCAGGAAGAUCUGGCCCACACCCGCAACGAGGCCAAUCGCCUGCAGGACACCAUCGCCAAGGUAGAAGAUGAGUAUCGAGCCUUCCAAGAAGAAGCUAAGAAACAAAUUGAAGAUUUAAACAUGACACUGGAAAAGCUGAGAUCAGAGCUGGAAGAAAAGGAGACAGAAAGAAGUGACAUGAAGGAGACCAUCUUUGAACUUGAAGAUGAAGUGGAACAACAUCGGGCUGUGAAGCUGCAUGACAACCUUAUUAUUUCUGAUUUAGAGAAUACAGUUAAAAAGCUCCAGGACCAAAAGCAUGACAUGGAAAGAGAAAUCAAGACCCUGCACAGGCGACUUCGGGAGGAAUCCGCGGAGUGGCGCCAGUUUCAGGCCGACCUCCAGACCGCCGUGGUCAUUGCGAACGACAUCAAAUCGGAAGCCCAGGAAGAAAUUGGCGACCUGAAGCGCCGUCUCCACGAGGCCCAGGAGAAAAAUGAGAAACUCACAAAAGAGCUGGAGGAAAUAAAGUCACGCAAACAAGAGGAGGAGCGAGGCCGGGUCUACAACUACAUGAAUGCUGUGGAGAGAGAUCUGGCAGCUUUGCGGCAAGGGAUGGGGCUGAGCAGAAGGUCCUCAACUUCCUCAGAGCCAACCCCUACAGUGAAAACCCUCAUCAAGUCCUUCGACAGUGCAUCUCAAGUACCGAACCCUGCAGCAGCUGCAAUUCCUCGUACGCCUCUCAGUCCCAGCCCUAUGAAAACCCCUCCUGCAGCAGCUGUGUCCCCCAUGCAGAGACAUUCCAUCAGUGGACCAAUCUCAGCAUCCAAACCCCUGACAGCCCUGUCAGACAAGAGACCAAACUUUGGGGAGCUCCCCGUUCAAGAGCAUCUGCUGAGGACGUCAUCCACCAGCCGGCCUGCCUCGCUGCCCAGGGUACCUGCCAUGGAGAGUGCCAAGACCAUUGCAGUGUCUCGACGGAGCAGUGAAGAGAUGAAGCGGGACAUCUCGGCGCCAGAGGGAGCCUCGCCAGCCUCUCUGAUGGCCAUGGGAACCACGUCGCCCCAGCUCUCGCUGUCCUCCUCUCCCACAGCCUCCGUGACCCCCACCACCCGAAGCCGCCUAAGGGAAGAAAGGAAGGAUCCUCUCUCGGCAUUGGCAAGAGAAUAUGGAGGCUCGAAGAGGAAUGCCUUGCUGAAGUGGUGUCAGAAGAAGACAGAAGGCUAUCAGAACAUCGACAUCACCAACUUCAGCAGCAGCUGGAACGACGGGCUGGCCUUCUGCGCGCUGCUGCACACCUAUCUUCCCGCCCACAUCCCCUACCAGGAGCUCAACGGGCAGGAUAAGAAAAGGAACUUCAUGUUGGCCUUCCAGGCAGCCGAGAGCGUGGGCAUCAAAUCCACACUGGACAUCAACGAGAUGGUGCGGACCGAGCGGCCGGACUGGCAGAACGUGAUGCUCUACGUGACGGCCAUCUACAAGUACUUCGAGACCUGAGUGCAGCAGGAACCGCCUGGCGGCCGGGGCGCCCCUGUAAUUCCUGAGCGCAGCA